AUGGUGUGGCAUGGUGAUAGGGAGGAACUAUCUGAAUUUGUAACCUAUCUUAAUGACAAUUCUUUUGGUAUUAAAUUCACUGCCAAUAUUGAGCGAGAAAAUAUUGUGUUUCUGGAUGUAUUGGUUACCAGGCUCUCUGACAACACACUAGCCACUUCAGUUCAUAGAAAAUUUCCAGAAUAUAACACUUUGUUACAUGCUGAGAGUUGUCAUCCACGCCACAUCAUCCGCAACAUUCCUAAAUCUCAAUUCAUGAGGAUCAAAAGGAUUUGCUCUUCUGAACAAGAGUAUUCUAACUUUAGUGUUGAUUUGUCUAGACGAUUUAUUAAUCGUGGCUAUAAGGCACAUAACAUUUCUACAACCAUGGACGUAACCAAUAGGCUAACACGUACUGAACUGUUGGAAUAUAAAUCACAUAAUUUGGCAACUUCUGCACAACAACGCAAUCAACCUUUAAGGUUUAUUGAAUGGGAAAACAGUAAUGUUACUAGGACUGUUCCCAUUUCUGUCUGCACUGAGAGUUGUUCUCCAGGUUACCGGAAAACUUACCAGCAUGGACAGCUCAAGUGUUGCUUCAUCUGUAUACCCUGUUCAGAUGGUGAGAUCUCUAACAAGACUGAUUCAGUUGAAUGCCUACGAUGCCCAGAUGAUCAUAUGUCUAAUGAGAGACGAGACAUGUGCCUUCAAAAGUCUGUGGAGUUCCUUGCUUAUGAAGACCCCUUGGGUGCAGCCCUUGCAACCUUGGCCAUUCUUUUUGCACUGAUGCCUACAGCCAUUCUAAUAAUAUUUUCUCUUUACAAGGAAACCCCCAUUGUUAGAGCCAACAACCGAGAGAUCAGUUAUUUCCUUUUUGUUGCUCUGGUGAUGUGUUGCCUCUGCUCUCUGAUUUUCAUUGGCCGCCCAAAUAGAGUAACUUGUUUAAUCCAACAAACUACCUUUGGUGUUGUUUUUGCAUUCUGUGUUAGCUGUGUGUUGGCAAAAACAAUUAUGGUGGUCAUAGCAUUUAAAGCUACAAAUCCAAAAAGCAGCCUGAGGAAAUGGGUGGGGCCUGCAUUACCUAUUACCAUAAUCUUCUGUUGUACACUGUCUCAAAUUAUUCUGUGCAUGGUCUGGCUACUAAUAUCUCCUCCCUUUCCAGAAGUAAACAUGAAAUACUUGAGCACAAAAAUUGUAAUUCAAUGCAAUGAUGGUUCCACCUUUGCAUUCUGGUGCAUGCUUGGAUACAUGAGCUUACUAUCUUGUGCUAGCUUUGUAAUAGCCUUUCUAGCUAGGAAGUUGCCUGAUAGUUUUAAUGAAGCUCAGUUUAUUACGUUUAGUAUGUUGGUGUUUGUCAGUGUCUGGAUUUCAUUCAUUCCUGCCUAUCUCAGCACAAAGGGGAAGUACAUGGUUGCUGUGGAGAUUUUUGCCAUCUUGUCUUCCAGUGCUGGCUUGCUCAGCUGUAUAUUCCUGCCAAAAUGUUACAUUAUUUUGUUGAGGCCUGAUAUGAAUACCAAAGAAUAUCUCAUGGGGAAAGGAGCUCAUAACCAUAAGAAAACAAACAUAGUUGGGGUUUGA
Protopterus annectens (West African lungfish) is the source of this 1554-nucleotide messenger RNA. RefSeq names its product vomeronasal type-2 receptor 26-like. The record is from RefSeq and is a predicted model, not a curated record. Gene Ontology annotation, cellular component: membrane. Gene Ontology annotation, biological process: G protein-coupled receptor signaling pathway. Gene Ontology annotation, molecular function: G protein-coupled receptor activity. The coding region runs from base 1 to 1554 and encodes 517 amino acids. NCBI's taxonomy places the organism in Eukaryota, Metazoa, Chordata, Ceratodontiformes, Protopteridae. The transcript has 4 exons.